CACCGCACCGCCAGUACCAAACAAAUCUCUCAAGUCAGUCAUGGGGAAGAAAGUAGAAGAGAGCGGAGCCUUCGACAACCCAGCCUUCGACCAAAAGGAGGGAUUCCAAGAUGGAAGAAGCGAAAAAAGCGUCAGCGUAUCCAGUGGGCAGCAGGCCGAGGAGGCGGCGGACCUGGCCAACGACCCCAAGGUGGCGAGGAGGAUCUUCAGGAACAUCAUCGUUAUCUCCAUCGCCUUCACUUUCCUCUUCACGGCAUACAAUUCAAUGGCCAACCUACAGUCCUCUAUUAAUCAAACGGACGGCACGGUGUCGCUCACCACCAUCUACGCAGCGCUGGUGGUGUCCUGCUGCUUCCUGCCGUCGCUACUCAUCAAGAUACUAAAGACUAAGUACACGAUGGCGCUCUGCAUGCUUGGCUACUCGGCUUAUAUCGCCGCACAGUUCUACCCUACGCUGGGCACGCUGGUGCCCACGGCCAUCCUCGUAGGACUCGGGGCAGCACCCAUGUGGUCUGCCAAGUGUUCGUACCUCACCAUGGUCGGAACCAAGUACGCUGAACUGACUGGGCAAAACAAAGAAGUUAUUAUCACUCGCUACUUCGGUAUAUUUUUCCUAUUCUUCCAAUCGACGCAGGUGUGGGGCAACCUCAUCUCCUCCACAGUGCUGUCAGUGGGAGUAGAUGAUACCGAAAAGACAGACGAGGACCUCCAGCAAUGUGGAUACCAAUUCUGCCUGGCGGAAUCUUCAGGCACAAGUAACAAUACUGAUGACAUUCCCAAUUGGCAGAGGUACACCAUGGCAAGCAUCUACCUGUUCUUCGCGCUCCUCUCCUCCGUCAUCAUAGUGCUGUUCCUCGAUCCCGUCAGCAGAUUCGUGGGGAUAAAGGAAGAGACCGCCGCCGUUGGGGGCAAGUCAGAGAAGGAGCUUCUUGUCGCCACGUUUAAACACAUGCGUCACCCGUACCAGCUGCUCAUCAUCCCCCUCACCAUCUGGUCGGGCGUGGAGCAGGGGUUCUUCCAGUCUGACUACACUGCCGCGUACGUGUCGUGUGGGCUGGGUGUGCACAUGGUGGGCUACGUGAUGAUCUGCUACGGGGUGUGUGACUCCAUCUGCUCCAUCACCUUCAGUCCUCUGGUGAAGAUGGUGGGUCGCGUGCCCAUCUUCACAAUGGGAGCGAUCAUCAACAUCGGCAUCAUCAUAACCCUCAUCUACUGGCGGCCUCACCCCGACGACACGGUCAUCUUCUUCGUGCUCGCUGGCCUGUGGGGAGUGGCUGACGCGGUCUGGCAGACACAGAUUAAUGCCUUCUAUGGGGUCAUCUUCCCGGGCCAAUCCGAGGCUGCCUUCAGCAACUACCGCCUGUGGGAGUCCGUUGGCUUCAUUAUUACCUUCGCCACCAGCACCAGCCUCUGCAUCUACUCGAAGAUCGUCAUCGUGCUGGUGUUCAUCAGCAUUGGUUUCGUCGGCUACUUAAGUAUCGAGCUAAUCGAGCGGCGGGGGGGCCUAAAGAAGGACGGUCACGGGAAGGUGGUCCCCAUCGACAAGCUCGUCACCAGCAACUACUGAGUCAGCCACAACACUGCUUUUAGAAGACGUCGCCCCUAAGUCAGGAGUGAAUAGUUACAAUAUACCACUCUUAAAACACUACUUCCUGAUGAAAUGUACAAAAUAUUUCAACUUUUCUAUGAGGAGACCCAUUGAGCUGGUAUACUUCCCAAGGCAAUAGUGAACGGCGUUGCAGGCACGGCACAGGGGAUUUUAUUAUAUAUUUUUGUGCCGAUGUUAUCUUGUUGCUUGAGCCAUGCUGCCCCCUGGUGCACCACUCGGCAGAGAUUGCUGAACGUAAGGUUAAUAAACAGCAUGUGUAUAAAUCGCUUAGAGUGGAAUCUAUAACUUUAUUUGGACACCAUUUCAUAAUUUUCUAUUAAUAUGUUCUUCAAGAAUGACACUGUGGCUGAGCAUUUUGCUCACUUAAAUACUUCUUCCGGUCCCUAACUCAAAACGGAAGUCAUCGCGAUGUGGAUCACUCUUACAUGAAAACUCGAGAAUAUCGCUGAGCGAGUUGUGACUGGCAUCAAUAUAGGCAAGCCAAGAUCAAAUCAUGCAGCAAUCAUGCGCAAAAACCAUGGAAAUGCAGUGUAUCCUCCGAUCCACUUCGUUUAGACUGAUAACCAAGAAGCUGAAGUGGUCUGCUUUUUUUAAGGUGCUGCCUAAAGCACCGGUAGGCUCUCUUAAGUUGUCUCCUGGACGACCCCAGCCCGUUAGUGGUGCAGGCGAAUAUUAUUUAUAGUGGCUGCCGUGAUAUAUGACUCUUGCUUGGCCCAUGUUGCCCCCCAGUGCUCCCUUUGACCAAAGUCGAUUAAGUUAGGGUUGACUGAAGAUCUGGGCAGCAUGUGGGUAAUCUUCCGCCACUCGGCGAUGGUUAAAUAUACUCAGCGUGCAUCGGUGGGACUCGAAGCUGAGCCCUCGGGCUCACCACGCCCGCACACUGACCACUUGGCCACUGCCUAUGGGGAGACAUUCCGGAAGGAGGGCCUUUGGGCAUAAUUGACAGUGGACUUGAAUGACGGCAGGUCAAGCUUACAGCAGUGACAACUGAAGAAAUCGCCAAACUCUGACCCGAACAGUCGCCACAACCUUCUAAGAAACAUUUUUUUUCUAAACGAACGUUGGAUAUUGAUUGGACUUUAUGGAGGAGGCUUGUUGGAUGCAACAGUUCAGUAUAUUCACGCAUGUGGCGAGAACAAUGAGACCUUGGAAAAUUCUGCAUACUACCUAGGCAUCGCAGUGCAGGACAACGGUAGAUCUCGCCAUAAAGUCUUACGGCAGACUGGCUUGAUGUACGGUGUUAUGGACUCGCAUGUGACUUAGAGACGAAUUGACGCCUUUGGUAAUAAGUGUCACUGCAGAAUCAUAGGUUGUCGUUGGAAUAACUUUGUUAGAUCUCCAAUUACUUCAUGAGACUGAAUCGAGGCUUAUUAUCUGCAUCGCCCGUGACCGUCAACUCGCUAUAUGGGUCGACUCUGCUCACCUGCUGGUUUCUGUAAUCUCGAGUGAAGGCCAAGGCGAGCGCUCGAAGGGUGGGGUAGGAGUCGUUGGGUGGGCGAGGCAAUGCGCCCCCAAGGUGUAGCUUAUGCUUUCAUUGAUAAACUAAAUGAUAUUGUCAGUGAUCAGGCAUCUCUUCAUCGUUUUCCUAGAAGUCAUCAGUCAUCAUUUCAUUCACAUAUACCGAGAAGAUGCUAGGACCAAGUUGAUGAACGAUACAGAAACAAUACAGAUAGCAGUAAUGAAAAGGAUAAUGAUAAUGAUGAUGAUGAUGAUGAUGAUGAUGGUGGUGAUAAUGAUGAUGAUGACUGCAGACAGAAUGUUAAUAUGAUGAAAAUGGUAAUAAUAUACCAUAAUAUUGCCCUAUUUUGCCACUGAGGUGAUGAAAAUAUUACGGAUUUUACGCUUCGCCUGAUCCCAACAGUACUUUUAUUUUAUUUUUUUCAUCCGGCAAGCAUCCUGUGCGUCCAGAGUCAAGACUCGGAACAUGUCGUGCAAGCUUGUGUCUUCGCAAAGCUGCAGGCACAUGACAAAAUCACCUUAUUGUUUAAAAUCGAUUCUGGGUCAACAUUAUGUAUGUGUGUGUGUGUGUGUGUAUGUGUGUUUCUUGCUGCUCGAUACUUAAAUUAGACUUCUCCAGAGUGUAUUAUUUUCAUGAUAAAUUAUAUUAUUAAGUAUGUCAGUAUUUACUGGUUUCACUUCCACUUCAUGCACUCUAUUUUUUUGGCAAAUGUUUUUUUUUUUUUGUGUCAGUUAUUUUAUUAUGUAUUUCCCGUCAAAACAUUCUGCAGCAAAAUCAAACGAUUCCGCAGCCAAGCAUAACGAUACCUCGCCACCUCCACCCCCCCGCCUCCCCAUACCCCCACCUACUCUAUACCGCUACCUGGAAUUUCAACACUCUUCAGUCUGCCUUAGAACCAUCCACACUGAAUGCUACGCUACACUACGCUAAACGCUGAAAGAACGUAACUAGAAAUAUAUAUCUACUACAAA
Eriocheir sinensis (Chinese mitten crab) is the source of this 4039-nucleotide messenger RNA. RefSeq names its product UNC93-like protein. Gene Ontology annotation, molecular function: potassium channel regulator activity. NCBI's taxonomy places the organism in Eukaryota, Metazoa, Arthropoda, Malacostraca, Decapoda, Varunidae. Bases 41 to 1567 code for a protein of 508 amino acids. Gene Ontology annotation, cellular component: striated muscle dense body; plasma membrane. The record is from RefSeq and is a predicted model, not a curated record. The transcript has 9 exons. Gene Ontology annotation, biological process: regulation of potassium ion transport; regulation of muscle contraction.